UCGUCACCCUCAGAUGUUGACUAGCACGUGCCUAUCCUGGUGUUCGUGGAAUAUCGGAAUCGAGGCAUGUCAAUUUUGAAAUCACAAGCUCCAUGGAAGCCUCAUGCUCAAUUUCAUCUCCAACUUUUGAAAUCGAAAGCACGAUCCCCAAUUCCGCAACCGAGUUUGCAAUUGCAUGAUCAAGUGACAGUUAAGCGAUUUUUGCGGGUUGAAUCUUUGGAUGCAGAGCACCCGGGUCAUAAGGAGUGGAGGGAGAAAUACUUGGCUCGGCAACAGGUUGAAGCAGUAAAUUCAGUAUGUAUGCUAAGUAAUCAGCCAUUGCUAAAGGGAUUUUCAUCAUUGAGUGACUUUGAUUCUUAUUACAGUGAAGGAUGA
This is a messenger RNA of Malus domestica (apple), 375 nucleotides long. NCBI's taxonomy places the organism in Eukaryota, Viridiplantae, Streptophyta, Magnoliopsida, Rosales, Rosaceae. The record is from RefSeq and is a predicted model, not a curated record.